Molecule: messenger RNA, 253 nt
Organism: Paramecium primaurelia
Lineage: Eukaryota; Ciliophora; Oligohymenophorea; Peniculida; Parameciidae
Source: the annotation of a GenBank genome assembly
AUGAUUACUCAUAAAAACAUCUUGAUAUGUAUUUAUUGCUUGAAUUUAUUUAGAAUUUCUAAACAUAUACUUUGUUUAACCAUUUGAUGAUGUAAUUACAGCUUAUCAAAUGGAAAAAACUCAAAUUAUAAAUCAUUACCCAACUCUCAAGUCUUUAUCAAAAGUGUAUUGGGAUAAAGGAUUAAAAGGACACUAUGCCGGUUGGUAGCAGCCUUAUCUACUCCAGAAUGGAUUAUUAGGAAAGAUUACAUGA